This is a messenger RNA of Heteronotia binoei (common prickly gecko), 1139 nucleotides long. RefSeq names its product TEN1 subunit of CST complex (gene TEN1). The transcript has 4 exons. The record is from RefSeq and is a predicted model, not a curated record. Bases 291 to 674 code for a protein of 127 amino acids. Gene Ontology annotation, molecular function: telomerase inhibitor activity; telomeric repeat DNA binding; single-stranded DNA binding. Gene Ontology annotation, cellular component: CST complex. Lineage: Eukaryota; Metazoa; Chordata; Lepidosauria; Squamata; Gekkonidae. Gene Ontology annotation, biological process: negative regulation of telomere maintenance via telomerase.
CACGGGGGGGAGAGGAGAGGCGCUCUGGCUUCUGCGGGGGGCGCGGCUCUGCUGUUCGCUCAUUGGCUGCGCCGAGGUUCUGCUCUUCGCUCAUUGGCUGCGCCGAGGUUCUGCUGCUCGCUCAUUGGCAGAGCCGAGGUUCUGCUGUUUGGCUGUGCCGAAAUUCUGCUGUUCGCUCAUUGGCUGUCAGCGCUAAACGGGAAAAGGAAGAGGGGCCAGGAGCUUUGUGCGGGGUUGUUAGAGGCCAGACUGUUCAAGUCACUUGGGAUCUACCUUCAAGAGCAGCUGUAAUGAUGCUACCCGAUGCAGCAAAGUAUCACUUUCCAUGGGAGGUAAAUUUGGCAUCAAUCCCUGAAAGGAGGACCCUCAGAACAUUUGGCAGAUUACAUUCCUAUGAUUUGGUCAGCUCCAAAGCUAUUUUAACAGCUCAACACGGCUCGGUUCAGCGCAUCUGGGUCUGUACCAAGUUGAUGGAACCAUUGCGAGCCCAGCUUGGAUCUGUAUAUAUUGUCCUGGGAGAAACUGAACUUGGGAAUGGUGACGAGAUGGUACUAAAGGCCCGAGUGUUUACAUGUGUAGAAGGGAUAAACCUUCCAUUGUUCGAGAAGGCCAUAUUGGAACAGCGAAAAUAUUUCCGGGAGAGAGAGAAGCAGCUGGGGAGAAGCAAUUCCUAGUUCAAUGCUUUAGAAGGGAUUUAUUGCUGACAGACUCUUUUAUAGCGAACACAGGCUGCUCAUCCCUUGCCUUCACUCCUAGAUCGCCUUUUGUACAAUUUUGAGUGCCGUAUUAAAUGUAAUGUCCAUUUUAAAGUACAUAAUGGUUUUAUUCUCACAGAACGCGUAUUUACUUUCUGUAUUUGGGAUUGCUUCCCGUUGUUUAAUGUUGUACAUUGUAUAAUGUUUGUAAGUCUUGACCAUGUUUAGAAUGCAUUUGUGUCGCUUAAAUGACUAACAGCAAUUGCAGAUCUCUAUAUUAGCAGCUGACUUAUUAUGGUAUCAAAGAAUCAUAGUAUCAACUCGUACCUCCUUGGAAGCAGAUGCAUUUAGUAAUGCUUCAUACACGGUAUUUUGAAGCAAUGGAAGUAAGAAGCAAGCUUUGAUAUAGUCUGUGGUAAAAAUAAACUUUAAUAAUGACCUCAA